GACUACAGAAACUACACUUCGCCCGCAAUUCGUACCCACCAGUACUUCUGGAAAAGCAUCAGAUGACAUCCUGCAAAAAACAUCUGACAACGAGGCUAUCGGUAGGGUCUCUCAAGAAGUAAUACGCAAGACUUUGCAAGCUGCCUCGGCUGAUGCUUCCCAAACACAAGUGCAUGAGACCUCAGAGACAACGUCACAGAACCCCUUGCAGUUGGAUUCAUACAGGGACUUACAGCCGACUUCCAGUAGCGUUUACCAAUCGACUUCACAAAAUGCCACUGAAGGAGCAUCAGACGAGCAUAUGCAUUCUUGGUCGCAUUACGUUUCUCAAGAACCAUUGAUGUCAGAGAGUGCCUUGCGUGUAGCGCAUGCACCUUCAUACAAUGUGACACAGGUGACAGUAGAUGAUACAUCACAAACGGCAUCGGAAGGCUCUUCAGAUGUUACAUCAGGGACUUCGCAACCAUCAUUAGAUGUUACUUCAAAUGUCGCAUUAGGCAUUUCACAGGUGGUAGCAGAUGUUUUCCAAGUGGCUACAGGUAAUAUCUCACAGGAUACUACAGGCAAUGUCUCUCAGGCUACGACGGCAGGCCUUUACCCCGUAGAGUCGUAUUUCCCUAUGGUAGAACCCAAGAACUGCCUGGAUGCGUUGGCCGUGGGCUAUAACGUGAGCGGGGUGUACACCAUCCGCCCCUACGAUUGCUGCCCCGAGCGUCGAGUGAAGAUCUUCUGUGACAUGGCUACUGAGGGCGGAGGCUGGACUGUCAUCCAGCGCAGGGACCAGUACCAGACGCAGGAGAACUUUUACCGGACCUGGGAGGAAUACGUCAGCGGCUUUGGAAACUUGACCCAAGAGUUCUGGCUCGGCCUCGAGCACAUCCACGCCCUGAGCAACCAGUCAGUGUAUGAAGCGCGGUUCGACUUGGGCGACUUUGAGGGACAAACGCGCUUCGCCAAAUACGACAUCUUCACUGUCGGCAGCGCUGACCGCUUCUAUCAGCUGGAUCUGGGGAGCUACUCGGGCAACGCGGAAGACUCCAUGGCUUACCAUAGGAGGAAGAAAUUCACGACCAAAGACAAGGACAAUGACGAAUCCAUCGGAAACUGUGCUGUUAUGUUCGUAGGCGGGUGGUGGUACGGCGACUGCCACCACGCCAACCUGAACGGCGAGUACCUGCUGGGGCCUUCAGGCUGGAGGGGCAUCAUCUGGCUCAACUGGCGCGGGUUCUCUUACUCGCUCAAGUGGACGGAGAUCAAGAUACGGCCCACGAUGUUCAUGUAGCAGUUUCAUGUGGUUGUUGGUGAUGGUUCGUGUGGUUGUUGGUGUGUAAGUGAAAGCUAUGAAUUCCGAUACAGAAAAUGAAUGCAGUGUUAUAUAAUAAAAA
Penaeus monodon (black tiger shrimp) is the source of this 1385-nucleotide messenger RNA. RefSeq names its product techylectin-like protein. The transcript has 3 exons. The record is from RefSeq and is a predicted model, not a curated record. The coding region runs from base 302 to 1282 and encodes 326 amino acids. Lineage: Eukaryota; Metazoa; Arthropoda; Malacostraca; Decapoda; Penaeidae.